Messenger RNA from Trifolium pratense (red clover), 642 nucleotides. RefSeq lists its product as uncharacterized. The coding region runs from base 1 to 570 and encodes 189 amino acids. Lineage: Eukaryota; Viridiplantae; Streptophyta; Magnoliopsida; Fabales; Fabaceae. The record is from RefSeq and is a predicted model, not a curated record. The transcript has 4 exons.
AUGGUUUGCAGUUCUAGAGUUGCACUUUUUUCUAAUUUUGUUUUCAUCCCACUCACUAGCAGUUGUGUCUCUGCAGAUGAAGAUCAUAAUCGUCUCUUCAUUUCUGAUUGCAAUCAUCAUAGGAUUAUUGUAUGUGAUGACAAUGGGAAGAUUAUGAACUGUAUUGGCUCUUCCCCAAGAUUUGAGGAUGGUGAUUUUGAAUCUGCUAAAUUAAGGCGUCCAGCUGGUUCUUAUUACCAUUCUACUGAUGAUUGCUUAUACUUUUUGGAUUCAGAGGUUGUUAUUUUUGCUGUACUGUAUUGUAAACUUAAAAAAAUUCCAAACUCAAAUGAUGACAACCAGGAGAAAUAUGCAGCAAGGAUUCUUGAUUUUUUGAGCUCUAAGAGAUCUGGUAAAAAAGAGAGAGAUUCAUGGAAUGCAUUUACCAGUAUAAUCAAUUGGUAUUUUGCAACUUUUUGCUCCCUUAUUUCAAGAGUACUAGCUGGAACAUUCGUUUUAAAAUUGAUUUUUUUGGUUUUGGAAUUUCAGUGCCAAUUUAGUUGUUUGCAUAAGAACUUCAAUAUCUUGUGAAAGAUGUGAAAUGGUCUCUUUGUAAUAUUUGGAGACUUUGUUUUUGAUAAGGUGUAAUAUUUGGAGAUAUAC